Oryctolagus cuniculus (rabbit) is the source of this 5152-nucleotide messenger RNA. RefSeq names its product Rho GTPase activating protein 19 (gene ARHGAP19). Gene Ontology annotation, cellular component: cytoplasm. The record is from RefSeq and is a predicted model, not a curated record. Lineage: Eukaryota; Metazoa; Chordata; Mammalia; Lagomorpha; Leporidae. Gene Ontology annotation, biological process: regulation of small GTPase mediated signal transduction; signal transduction. Gene Ontology annotation, molecular function: GTPase activator activity.
ACGAAGAUGGCGGCCGAGGCGCAGAGUGAAGGGGAGGUGCCAGCCCGCGACUCCGGCCGGAGAUGAGCGCUCAGAGUCCUCACAAGUACGGCCUUUCAGGCCCCAUAAUGUGCCCUGUGUCCUCUAACUCGUCUGGAAUUUGUGUAGGCUGUGCCGGGGCAGGGAAAGGAGAGUUCCUUUGUCACAACAAGUAAGAAGGAAGCUUUUUUCCUGUCUCUUCGGUUUCCCAAUGCCUCAUCAGAAGCUUUCAGCAUUUAUUGACGCCAUCUGCAGUUUUGUUAUCUGCAAUGAUUCUUCCCUUCGAGGCCAGCCGAUUAUCUUCAAUCCUGACUUUUUUGUGGAGAAACUCCGACAUGAGAAACCAGAGGUGUUCACCGAGCUGGUGGUCAGCAAUAUCACAAGGCUUAUCGAUUUACCUGGAACUGAGUUGGCUCAGCUGAUGGGGGAAGUGGACCUUAAGUUGCCUGGUGGGGCUGGCCCAGCUUCAGGAUUCUUCCGGUCUCUAAUGUCUCUCAAGCGAAAGGAAAAAGGAGUGGUAUUUGGAUCCCCACUGACAGAGGAAGGCAUCGCCCAGAUAUACCAACUAAUUGAGUAUCUGCAUAAAAACUUGCGAGUAGAGGGCUUGUUUAGAGUACCAGGCAACAGUGUCCGACAGCAGAUUUUAAGGGAUGCUCUCAAUAAUGGAGCUGAUAUUGACCUGGAAUCAGGGGAAUUUCACUCAAAUGAUGUUGCCACUUUACUGAAGAUGUUUCUAGGAGAGUUACCAGAGCCCUUGCUGACACAUAAACAUUUCCAUGCACACCUCAAAAUUGCUGAUCUGAUGCAGUUUGAUGACAAAGGAAACAAGACCGAUGUCCCAGAUAAGGAGCGGCAGAUCGAGGCUCUCCAGCUGCUCUUCCUUAUCCUCCCUCCACCCAAUCGUAAUUUGCUGAAGUUACUGCUCGAUCUCCUGUACCAGACAGCAAAGAAACAAGACAAGAAUAAAAUGUCUGCCUACAACCUCGCCCUUAUGUUUGCACCCCAUGUCUUGUGGCCAAAAAAUGUCACUGCAAAUGACCUUCAGGAGAAUAUCACAAAGCUAAACAAUGGGAUGGCCUUUAUGAUUAAACAUUCCCAGAAGCUGUUUAAGGCUCCUGCUUAUAUUCGGGAAUGUGCCAGAUUGCACUAUUUGGGCUCCAGAACGCACACAUCAAAGGAUGACCUGGAUCUGACAGCUUCAUGUGGGACUCAGUCCUUCCAGCUGGUGAAGUCUCAGAAACGGAACCGAGUAGAUUCUUGCUCCCAGCACGAGGAGACCCAGCAGCAUACAGAGGAGGCGCUGAGAGAGCUGUUCCAGCACGUCCACAACAUGCCAGAGUCAGCAAAGAAGAAGCAACUUAUCAGACAGUUUAAUAAGCAGUCUUUGGUCCAAACACCAGGGCGAGAACCUUCUAGUUCUCGAGUACAGAAGAGGGCUCGUUCGCGCUCCUUCAGCGGGCUCAUUAAGCGGAAGGUCCUUGGAAAUCAGACGAUGUCGGAAAAGAAAGACAAGUAUCCUACUCCAGAGUCUGUGGCCAUGAAUGAGUUGAAGAGAGCCAGCAGAGAAAAUAUGAACUCAUUGUUUUCUGGCUCUCCAGCUGUCACGGUGACACCAACAAGACUGAAAUGGUCUGAGGGGAAGAAAGAGGGGAAGAAAGGAUUCCUCUGAAGGAUCCGGAGUUCUGUCGGCCAUGCAGAUUUUUUUCCAGGGGGCCAUGUGUUACUACCACUCAUAGUGAAGCUUGGACUUGCAGCUUACUUGCUGCAUUUUGACUUGUAAAAGUCAACUAAUACCGUGACUGAUGCCUCUAACCCCACUCACUGGCUGAUGUGUGCAGGCUGUGCCUCGGAGAGAGUGGUAGGCUCAUGCGCUCUCUCUCAGUGUCACGGAGAAGCCUCUGAUCUCCAGCCUGUCCAGUGCAGCAGACGAGCAGUCCUGGGUGGGCUCCAGUGCUUGCUCCGUGUGUAGGCAGAUUCUAAUUUUUGAAAACAUGAAAUCUGUGCUCAACUGCCAGCAAUUUUUAAAAAGUAAUGUCAAUUGUAGUGAACUGAUGUUAUUUUUAACUGGUAUUUUGGCUUUUUCUCUGUUUUGAUAGUGUUGGGGGUUAUGUUUUUCGUUUGUUUGUUUAAAAGCCAUGUUGUUGCUAAUCUGAGUAGACUCUCAGCUAGAGGCCUUUCAGCUUUUCUCACUUUGAGCUGGGGAAAGCGCUUUCUUCCCUGACACUGUAUUCCUUCAGACCUUAUUUAUGUCCAAAGAACUUAGAGCGUUCUUGGAAAUGUAUUCUUUCCUGGGUCUGGUAUUGCAGUGUAUUUGACCCAUGGUAUUGAAAAAGGAGAAUUCAGAACAGUACAAUAUUGACAAAUUUCAGUUACGAAGCUGUCUUCCCUGCCCGCCUCCCCACCUCUCCUUUCCUGAGUGAUGCAGACGUCACUGUGUGGUUGAUGAGCCACCACUCGCUUUCCUCUCACAGCAACAUCUCUGGUGCCAGUGGGGGGCUUCUGUGCCCCAUCACUGGGACCCAGAGCCUAACGGAGGUCUGCUGAAACACUGGCAUGUGGGGGGGGCUCUGGAGUGUCCCGGGCUGACCUGGUGGGUGGGCUUUGUUGCACCUUUCCAAGCAUCCCGCAUGCCGGCUGGACACUCUCCUGAGAGCGGGGCGGGGGAGGGGUGGGGGCAAGAGGGAAGGAAGUGAACAGCGGUGUCUGCUGGGCUGAUGGCCUCUAAAGGAGAGGCGUUCUAGUGCUGAGGGCGUCUGAGCCUCUCCUCUCCUCGUCACCAUGUCCAGCUGGUAAUUGGAGAUGGGACCAGAGCUUUUGGGCUUUUGGCUUGGGUAUGUUCAGGUAUGUUUGAGGUGAGCAGUGGCUUUGAUCUACUUUGAAAUACCCCUGCCCAGAGAGCAGCGCAUGGCAGGUGAGAAUGUUCGGGUUAAUGUUGGGCUCUGUUAGGCUAUGGAAGCGCUGUCACCCUGAGUCAAGCUGUUAUGGGGAAGCAGUUGCCCAGUAAAUAUGGCUUGCUGACCUAGUUUUAAACAGUUGAAAUUGCUGCAUUGUUGCAAACGACAGAUGCCUCUGGGGGAGCAGAGCUGGGCUUUGUGUCUGCUGUCUGCCCCUUCUCCUGUAUUCUAGUUCUGCUGCUGGGACAGCACUAGUCAAGAACAGUGUAGAAUUUGGCCUCCAGCUUGACAGACUGGGGGAGUAGAUGGUUAGGAACAGAGUUGCUUGAAAAUUCUUCUCUAGGGCAGUUUCAGAUCAUUCUUGAAAAUGUUCACUCACAGAUUCAUUUGUGUAGGUCUCUAUCUGACUUUUCUCCUUAAUAAGAAAAAAAAUCCUUGCACCAGAAACCAGUGACUUCAGACAGAACCCAGGCAGUGUUCUCCCUUCCGUGGUACGUCCUCCGUUCCACGAGUGCAGCUGGAGGUGUGUCCUGGCUGACGGGGACGGAGCAGAGCAGUGAGAGGUGCCUCCUGUUCCCCGCUUGGUCUUGCGGGCUGCCUGCGGGAGGAGGCUGGGGUUUAGGAGACGCUUCCUGGGGGUGGAAUGGGUCCUGGGGGCAGUGUGCUGGGCGCAGCUGGCAGGAGAGCUGUUCGCUACCUACACAUGCUUUUAGAUAGCUGGGCCUGUUGGGCAGUUUAUGUAUGUGCUUGGAUUUGUGUUUUGUUUAUUUAUUGAAUAUGCUUUUCCUUGCUUUAAGGGUAUUAUAGGUCAUUUUUCCUAUAAAAACUGUGAUCCAUUUGGAAUUCAAAUUUCAGGCGUAAACAGCAUAACUUUCUACCUUUUAAUAUGUAACUGGUCUAAUCCUGUGGAAUCUUUGGGAAAAUCCAAACAAAUACCCUUUAUUGUUGCCGCAGAAGAUUGCUAUCUCCCUUCUGAUGGGCAGGUAUUAUUUUUGAGCCAGUAUUUAACUAAUUUUUUAAAUCUAAAGAUAUUUUUUAAACCUGUUUUGUUUAUUUUUCAUGUUGGAACAAUCUCUUUGGAAAUGCCUCUUCCUGUUGCUUUUAAAAUGUUGUUUUCUGGGAUCAUUUUGAUGAGUUCUGAUGUAGUGUCAGAGGGGCAUAAGUAUAGAACACAGGCCCGUGGUUGUCUUUGGAAUCCACCCUACAGUGACAGAAGGCUCGGGAGAUACUGCACCUCAGUGACAUAGGAGGGGUAGGUGAUGAGUCGUAGCUGAAGCCACAUGAGCCUGAGUGUCCAGGGUGGGUCAGGAGUGACGGGGACAUGGAGUGACACAGGGCUGUAGACCAUGGUGGUUGCUGGCUGCUUCGGAGUGGCCGUUUGUUGGCCUGCAGGGAGGCUGUCCAUCCAGGGGUGUCAGAGCAGGGCCAUUCUCUCCUCCAGAGUGGGAAUGAGUGAGCCUCCUCCCAGGAGCCUGCGGCAGUACACGGUUUAAGGUAUGCCUUCCUGCAGAGCCUGUGGCCGUCAGGACCACGCCUGCACUGAGUGGCCGUGUGACCACGCGUAACCGGGAAGCCAUCUUUGGACACGGACAUCUUUGGACUGUGCCCCUUACUCGGUGCAGGGCCUCACACAGAUGCCGGGAGCUGGUGGCUCCCCUUCCUCCGGGAGAGCGCCUCGUUUUCAGUCUGCUCUACCCUGACGCCUUCCUACUGAAGACGGGACUCAGAUCUAUGCCUGGAUAAACCUGGCUGGGUUGCCCUAGAAUCUGGGGAGGAUUGGGGUUCCUGAGAUCUGCACGCUGUUUAAACUGCUGGUGAAUAGCAUAACCAGAACUCCCCGUGGAUGGCCGCCUUGCUGAGAUCUUUCCACCAGGGUAGUUGGUGGAACCAGGCUGGGGGAGGCGGAGUACACGGCAGCCGUGGGUUACCAUGGAAACCGGAGUGUGUGUGGCCACAGCCCGAACUAAAGAGCCAUGGAGCACUCCCCAGCCAUGUUGGGGACAAGCUGUUCCCUCUCCCCGGGUCCGGCCUUCGUAGCACAGGUGCCUUUGCCCUGUCCCUGACUUCACUCGAGAUAAACGAGGCUUCUUCAGAGAGAAAGGUUUUACCGUUUUUUGUGUUUCAUUUUUACUUGACUAUAUAUAUAUAUAUGUAACUGUAAAGAAACAAUCAUAUUAUGUUGUCUUUCUUUUAUAUUCUUGGAAUAUUCUGAAAUUAAAUGUCCUUGUUUGAUACCCAUA